This is a messenger RNA of Marmota monax (woodchuck), 610 nucleotides long. RefSeq lists its product as uncharacterized. The transcript has 4 exons. The coding region runs from base 35 to 610 and encodes 191 amino acids. Lineage: Eukaryota; Metazoa; Chordata; Mammalia; Rodentia; Sciuridae. The record is from RefSeq and is a predicted model, not a curated record.
GGGAGUGCCUUGCCUGGAAGGGAGGGCAAGGGCCAUGUCCUUUCCUUGCCCCACCCUGCAGACAAGAGUCCCCGUCACCCGGCCACUCUUUCUGUCCAGGGCUCUCAAGGGAGCCCAGAAUCUCCAGCGGCUGGAGCACUGGGGGCCAUCCAGACAGAGCCUUCUCUGGACCAGGUCCUGCAGGAGCGGGAUGAAGCCAUCGCCAAGGCCCAGAGCCUCAGGCUGCGGUCCCUGCGACCUGCAGGAAGCGGGCAGUGGAGGCCGAGUUGGACACAUGCAAGGCCAGGCUGCGUGCGGUGGAGGCCCAGCUGCUGGAGGUCCUGGAGGAGAAACUGAGGCUGAGGCAGGAGGUGGAAGCCUGGGAGGAGGACAUGCAGCAGCUGGUGAGGCAGCAGGUCCAGAGUCAGCUGCAGAGAGAAGCCAGGGACGCUCAGGGUGCCCAUGGGGUCCCUGGUGCUCCCAGGAGCCCCUGGGCCCGACUGGGGCGCUGGUGGUGAGAACUCGUCGGAGGAUUUUGGGGAAUUGUCUUUAUUCAUUAAACCUGGAGGCCUCGCCACUGCACACCCCCGUGCCCUCUCAGUACGCGCCCGAGUCCUGUGUGGCAACAUGA